AUGGUACCGUGGUAUGCUGAUUAUGUCAACUUCUUGGCUGCAAAAAUAACUCCUCCUGAGCUUUCUCAUCAACAAUUAAAGAAGUUCUUUCCUGAGGUAAAACAUUACUAUUGGGAAGAGCCAAUCCUCUACAAGCACUGUGUUGAUCAGAUAAUUGGAAGAUGUGUGCCUGAAGAGGAAAUGUACUCUAUUCUCAAUCACUGCCAUGCUCUACCAUGUGGGCGACAUUUCAGUGGGACAAGAACUGCUACUAAGGUGUUGCAGAGCGGAUUCUUUUCGCCAACACUUUUUAAGGAUGCUAGUACUUUUGUGAUGGCAUGUGAUCGUUGUCAGCAUACAGCACUUCUCUCGAGAUAUGGUGUCCGCCAUAGAACUGCUCUACCGUACCAUCCACAAAGUAAUGGCCAAGCUGAAAUUUCUAACCGUGAGAUAAAGAUGAUUUUGGAGAAAACAGUGCAUAGAUCGAGAAAGGACUGGUCACGAAAGUUAGAUGAUGCACUAUGGGCAUACAGAACAACAUUUAAAACACUGAUUGGGACGUCACCAUAUCGGUUGGUGUUUCGAAAAUCUUGCCAUCUGCCGGUGGAACUAGAACAUAAGGCUUUUUGGGCUAUGAAGACUCUUAACAUGGACUUAAAAGCUCCAGGGGAGAAAAGAUUGCUGCAAUUGAAUGAGUUAGAGGAGUUCAGAAAUGAAGCUUAUGAGAAUGCAAAGAUUUACAAGGAACAAACCAAGAAGUGGCAUGACCAAGGCUUAGUCAGAAAGGAGUUUCAACCUGGGGAACAAGUGUUACUUUUCAAUUCAAGGUUGAAAUUGUUUCCUGGUAAGUUAAAGUCAAGAUGGUCGGGUCCGUUCACCGUGGUCAAGGCGUUUCCCUAUGGAGCUGUUGAAUUAAAAGGAGAAGGUCCAGCAACCUUCAAGGUUAAUGGACAGUGUUUAAAGCUCUACUUGGGAGGUCAAAUUGACCAAGCCAAGUCCGCCAUUAUUCUGGCGCCUCUCUAA
Molecule: messenger RNA, 1002 nt
Organism: Cannabis sativa
Lineage: Eukaryota; Viridiplantae; Streptophyta; Magnoliopsida; Rosales; Cannabaceae
Exons: 2
Coding region: 1-1002 (333 amino acids)
Biological process (GO): DNA integration
Molecular function (GO): nucleic acid binding
Source: RefSeq, a predicted model, not a curated record